Molecule: messenger RNA, 1650 nt
Organism: Sphenostylis stenocarpa
Lineage: Eukaryota; Viridiplantae; Streptophyta; Magnoliopsida; Fabales; Fabaceae
Source: the annotation of a GenBank genome assembly
AUGGGUUGUUGUGUAAGUAAAGAUUCAGAACCAGAGCACAAUGGUUACAGACAUCCGGGGACUGGUGGUGUGCACACCCAGAAGACUCAUGAACCUUUGGUCAACCAAUCAAGAGUACCUGCAAAUCAACCUUAUCAUAUACCUGAAAAGCAUGCUGCAUCCAGUGCUCAGACUGUGCCUCAGAUGCCGUGGAAGCCUUCUGGUACUGCCCCUAGUCCUAAACCUAUGGUUAGUGUUAAGCAAGAUACAAUUCUAGGGAAGCAGUUUGAGGACGUGAAACAGUUCUAUACACUUGGGAAGGAAUUGGGUAGAGGGCAAUUUGGGGUGACAUAUCUGUGCACUGAAAAUUCAACUGGGAUGAAGUAUGCCUGCAAGUCUAUUUCGAAGAGGAAACUUGUGAGCAAAUCUGAUAAGGAGGACAUAAAGAGGGAGAUUCAAAUUAUGCAGCAUUUGAGUGGUCAACCCAACAUUGUUGAGUUCAAAGGGGCUUAUGAGGAUAGGCAAUCAGUUCAUGUUGUGAUGGAGCUGUGUGAAGGUGGGGAGCUUUUCGAUAGGAUCAUUGCCAAGGGGCAUUACAGUGAGAGGGCUGCUGCUUCAAUAUGCAGACAAAUUGUAAAUGUUGUUAAUAUCUGCCAUUUCAUGGGUGUGAUGCAUAGGGAUCUGAAGCCAGAGAAUUUCUUGUUAUCUAGUAGGGAUGAAAAUGCACUUCUCAAAGCCACUGAUUUUGGUUUGUCUGUUUUCAUUGAAGAAGGAAAGGUAUAUCGGGAUAUAGUUGGUAGUGCUUACUAUGUUGCUCCUGAAGUUCUGAGGCGCAGAUGUGGGAAGGAAAUAGAUAUCUGGAGUGCAGGAGUCAUACUGUAUAUCUUACUAAGUGGAGUCCCUCCAUUUUGGGCUGAGUCUGAGAAGGGAAUAUUUGAUGCCAUAUUGGAAGGUCACAUUGAUUUUGACAGUCAACCCUGGCCUAAAAUUUCAAACAAUGCCAAGGAUCUUGUUCGAAAGAUGCUUAUACAGGAUCCAAAGAAACGCAUUACCUCUGCUCAAGUACUUGAGCACCCAUGGAUUAAAGAUGGAAAUGCUUCAGACAAGCCAAUAGACAGUGCAGUCCUUUCCAGAAUGAAGCAAUUCAGAGCAAUGAACAAACUAAAGAAACUUGCCCUAAAGGUCAUUGCUGAGAAUAUGUCUGGAGAAGAGAUCCAAGGUUUGAAGGCAAUGUUUACAAACAUGGACACUGACAAGAGUGGUACAAUCACCUAUGAAGAACUAAAGGCGGGAUUGCAAAGACUUGGCUCAAAGCUUACAGAGGCUGAAGUGAAGCAGCUUAUGGAUGCUGCUGAUGUAGAUGGAAAUGGCUCAAUUGACUACAUAGAAUUCAUCACUGCUACAAUGCAUAGACACAAGUUAGAAAGAGAUGACCAACUUUUCAAGGCCUUCCAAUAUUUUGAUAAAGACAACAGUGGGUAUAUUACAAGAGAUGAAUUGGAAUCAGCCAUGAAAGAAUAUGGUAUGGGUGAUGAUGCCACAAUCAAGGAAAUCAUAUCUGAAGUGGACACAAUUAUAUCUGAAGUGGAUACAGAUCAUGAUGGUAGAAUCAACUAUGAAGAAUUCUCUGCAAUGAUGAAGAGUGGAAACCAACAAGGCAAGCUAUUCUAA